ACUACUCCACGUCCAGAUUUUCGCGAGUCAAGGUGAAGAGUGCAGCGCGAGUCCAGAGAGUCGGGUACUGCGGCGCGAAUCGGUUCGGAUCUCUGUCGAUUUGUCAUGGGAGUGACGACGAAAGCGUCGGGCGGCCCUUGAGAUUUUUUCGAUUUUAUUCGGAAAAUUUAAACAAUCGUUUUCGCGAAAGAGAUAAAACACUAAACGAAAAGCAAUGGAGAUUUCGUUGCGACUCAGUCGUUGGUUAGUAAUAAUGAGUUUGGCGUUGACACUGAUUAUAGGUGGCAACCACGCCAUGAGGCUGCCAAGGCUCGCACGAGAAGACGAGGAUGGGUCGCUGCAAAGCAUAGAGGAGGACAUACUGGAGGAGGAGGAGAGCAGCACAGAGGAGACGAGCCACGACGCUAACGGCCGAGGUCAGCACUUCGACUACAAAAAGAGCGACGAGUGGCCGAACGAGUAUCCGAUCUGCGCCGGCGAUCGGCAGUCGCCCGUCAAUAUCGAGCUCCACCAUGUCAGGUCCAUGGAGCCGGGCAGGCCGCCCCUCGGUAGAUUUGGAUACGACAAGAAACCUACGAGAAUGAAGAUCGUUAAUAAUGGUCAUACGGUUCAAUUGAGCGGCGAGUGGCCCGCGAAGGAUACACCGACCAUUUACGGAGGACCAUUGACUGGUCUGUACGAACUUGCUCAAAUUCAUUUCCAUUGGGGUCCGGAUAAUACCGCAGGUAGCGAACAUACAGUAGCUAAUCAGAGCUUCCCUCUGGAAAUGCACCUUGUUCAUUGGAAAAAAUCGUAUGAAAAUAUAAGCGAAGCUAUGCUUCAUGACGAUGGUUUAGCUGUUAUUGGAUACCUUAUGUCUGUGGAUAAAAAUCCAAACACAGGGUUGGAGCGAAUGCGUGCCAGUUUUAAUAAAAUAUUAAGACCUCAGCAAACCACAGAAAUCGAACCUUUUCCUCUCACAUUAUUCGACUUAGAUUUACUUAAAGAAGGAUAUGUUACAUAUGUAGGUUCACUUACAACACCACCUUGCAACGAGUCUGCUAUUUGGUUAUUGUCAGUGCGUAUCAAAGAUGUGACAAUGGAUGAGAUGGACUCAUUUAGAAAACUUAGAAUGGAAAAUCAUAAUGAGCAUAAUUACAGAAGAGCUCAACCACUGAAUGGAAGAUCUAUUACUUAUUAUUACGAUAUUUUUGGAAUUCACUAACUACAUUUAAUUGAUUCAAAAUGACACAUUAUAUUAAAAAUAGUAUUCUAGCCAAAGGUUUAGCUGUAGCGAAUGGUGUUUAUGGUUAAAAACUUUAGAUUUAGUAAUUUAAUAUUAAAACAUAAACAUACAAAGACAUAAUUAAUAGUUAUGGUAACAAACUGAUGUUUCAAAUGAAAUUUUAGGAAAAAAAUUUUAAAAUACUAUCAUCUAUACUAUUGAUUGUAAAAUGAGAACUAAUAAUUUGUAUAUAAAAGUAAUGAUAUUUGUAUAUGCAUAAUAAGCUAAAUGAUAUUAACAAUGUUCUACUUCGUUAGAUAAUCAACUGCGAAUGCCGCUCAUGAAAACUGAUAAAAAAACUGAAAGAAAAAACUUACAUAGUCGAAGUCAUAUGGGUAGUACAUGAUUGCCAAAUGGGUCGCAAUAGAGUGCAUCCAACAAAGUCACUGUGAUAUAAUUCGUAAUUGAAUUACGCCAACGUUAUAUUUCUAAACAAUAAAACUGGUACAAUUCAUUAGA
This is a messenger RNA of Trichogramma pretiosum, 1723 nucleotides long. Its product is annotated as carbonic anhydrase 1-like. The record is from RefSeq and is a predicted model, not a curated record. The transcript is spliced from 6 exons. Gene Ontology annotation, cellular component: cytoplasm. Gene Ontology annotation, molecular function: carbonate dehydratase activity; zinc ion binding. Lineage: Eukaryota; Metazoa; Arthropoda; Insecta; Hymenoptera; Trichogrammatidae. The coding region runs from base 215 to 1204 and encodes 329 amino acids.